Molecule: messenger RNA, 2227 nt
Organism: Peromyscus eremicus (cactus mouse)
Lineage: Eukaryota; Metazoa; Chordata; Mammalia; Rodentia; Cricetidae
Gene: Ankrd16
Product: ankyrin repeat domain 16
Exons: 7
Coding region: 665-1732 (355 amino acids)
Molecular function (GO): protein binding
Source: RefSeq, a predicted model, not a curated record
CAUCCCCACAGCACACGUGAGCCCGGUAGGCUCCAGGGUGGUAGGCAGCGUGCCCUCGGCUGUAGAGAGCCGGCCUCGCUGCCUCUUGCAGCUACCACCGGAGCAGCCCAAGACCCCGGCUCUGCAGCCCGGCAGACACCUCCAUAGCCUGUACGGUGGAGAGCCGUACGGUGCGAGGUCAGGCUGCUAAGUCCCUCUAUUCCACUUCAGGGCUUUGCGGUACAGCGGCGCAAUGCAUUCUGUUAGGUCUUUCGUCGGCAGAUGACUCGGGUGCAGAGGACAGCUCCAGGAUGUCAGGUGCAUGCAUACCUUUACCCUAAACUGCCCGGGCUCCGAGAACCCAAGGCCCCACCCUGACGACUUCGCAUGUUUGGAGCGCGGUUACCAGGAAUGACCUAUGAGCGUGCUUUGUUGUCGGUCCGGUCGCCUGAGGAGACACCAUUUCACAUUGGGAAUUGUGACUUUGAAACCAGGGCUGGAGGCAUAAAGUCGCUAGCAAACAGAAUCCCGCUGGGGGGCGGGGCGUCCAGGAGAACGGUCACGUGGAGGAAGCGGAAGCCCUAACCAUCUCUCACCUUCGCCCAACCUAUCUUUGCACUAGUCUGUGUUUAGGAGGACUGGAGCUCCGUCUUCCUCCUACUUUUGUCACGCCUGGUCCCGGACGAUGGCUCCGCCUGGGGAUCCCAGGCGCCUCUGCAGGCUGGUGCAGGAGGGCCGGCUGCGCGCUCUGAAAGAGGAGCUGGAGGUAGCCAGAGGUUGCCAGGGGCCAGCCGGGGACACCCUUCUCCACUGUGCGGCCCGCCACGGGCGCCUGGACAUCCUAGCUUAUCUAGUGGAGGCUUGGAGUAUGGACAUCGAGGCUGCCAACCGAGACUACAAGCGGCCUCUGCACGAAGCUGCCUCUAUGGGCCACCGGGACUGCGUGUGCUACCUCUUGGACCGAGGUGCAGCCGUGGACUCCUUGAAGAAGGCCGACUGGACUCCUCUGAUGAUGGCUUGUACAAGGAAGAACCUUGAAGUGAUCCGGGUCCUUGUGGAACACGGCGCCAAUCCGCUCCUGAAGAACAAGGAUGGCUGGAACAGUUUCCACAUUGCCAGUAGAGAAGGCGACCCUGUGGUCCUCCAGUACUUGCUCACUGUCUGCCCGGAUGCUUGGAAAACAGAGAGCAAAAUUAGAAGAACUCCUUUACACACUGCAGCGAUGCAUGGCUGUUUCGAAGCAGUACAAGAGCUUCUUGAUAGGUGUCACUAUGAACCAGACUGUAGAGAUAACUGUGGCGUCACGCCCUUCAUGGAUGCAAUUCAGUGUGGCCAUGUUAACAUAGCCAAGCUGCUCCUUGAAAAACACAAGGCUUGCUCUUCAGCUGAAGAUAGUCUGGGGGCCCAGGCUCUACACCGGGCAGCAGUCACUGGGCAGGAUGAAGCCAUACGAUUCCUGGUGUCCAGUCUUGGCAUUGAUGUAGAUGUGAGAGCAAAGUCAACCCAGCUAACAGCACUUCAUUAUGCAGCCAAGGAAGGACAGACGAGCACAGUUCAAACUCUGUUAUCCCUGGGUGCAGACAUCAACUCUAAAGAUGAAAGAAAUCGCUCAGCCCUGCAUCUGGCCUGUGCAGGUCAGCAUGUGGCUUGCACCAAGUUCCUCCUGCAGUCAGGACUGAAGGAUUCUGAAGACCUAACAGGCACCCUGGCCCAGCAACUCACAAAGAGUAUAGAUAUCCUUCAGGACUUUUGACCACACCGUGAAAUCAUAAGGAUGUUUGAAGAAGGAGGCAAUAAAGUCCAUGGUAAUUCACAUCCUGCUUUUUCAGUUACUGACAAAUGAGUGAGUUGCUUCUCAGCCAGUGUUUUCGUCUCCUUCUGCUGUCCCAUCUUCAUGUUCCUCUGCUGGAAGACUUGCCAGAUGACCAGGACUCUGGAUUCCUGGCAUGUUGUACGAUCUUGAACACAGCCUUUUCUUUUUUUUUUUUUUUUCUUUUUUAGACUGUACUGGGGAUUGAAAUCAGAGCCUUGCACAUGCCAAGCAAGUACCGUGCCACUGAGCUACAUCACCAGCCCCAUAUUUUGUUUCUUCUGCCCUUCAGGUGGAGUGAGAUUAAACAUCGUGUCCUGCGUACCCCUAGGUUUGAAAUAUGUAAUGUGAAUGAAUAUAACAUAGCCUUCUUUAAAUAUAUGAAAAUGUAAUAAAACUAAAAUGUAAAUUGCUGUUUACUCAAGCUGUAAAACAUAA